Molecule: messenger RNA, 4598 nt
Organism: Saccoglossus kowalevskii
Lineage: Eukaryota; Metazoa; Hemichordata; Enteropneusta; Harrimaniidae
Biological process (GO): nuclear-transcribed mRNA catabolic process, deadenylation-dependent decay; protein polyubiquitination; ubiquitin-dependent protein catabolic process
Cellular component (GO): cytoplasmic stress granule
Molecular function (GO): metal ion binding; RNA stem-loop binding; mRNA binding
Source: RefSeq, a predicted model, not a curated record
CGGGUUUGUCAUCUCGGGUGUGUUGUGUAAAUGUAAAAAAAAAUCUGACAACUAUUUUAUAACUACGUAUACUUUUCUCAUCAUAUAAACAGCAUUUUGGGAUUUGGAAACCAGUGGUAUUUUGUGUGAAUUAAAAUGGUUUAGUUACAAUAUAUUUUUUAUCUAUGUUUUGUGAUUAAUGGCAUAAAAUAACAACAUUUAGUAAAAAUCUGAUAAUUAAAUAGUGCGUAUCUAGCUUAACGGUCGUUUGCUCGUAUGUAGGGGUUUCCCCAUUUACAGCUCAUUAGCAUAUCCCGGUCGCCAUUACUUUUCUAGAUCCGGAAUGGUGCGGUAAGUGGCGGAAAUUUGCCGAUAGUUGUGCAGAAAGGAUAGGUACGCCAGUAUUUUAUCUGGCUGUACCGAAGAUGGAAGAUGGUGUAAGAAUCAUCCUAUAAAGUCCAGAACUAUUGGCUCUGGUAUAUUUAGACUCUUCAAGGAAGAUAUACAUUAUUACUGGCUCAGUUUGGGCUGUCAUCCGGAUCUGCCAUGCCGAUCCAGGCUCCACAGUGGACAGAAUUUUUACUCUGCCCGAUAUGUUACAAUGACUUUGACGACAAUGUCCGCCUGCCUAUCAGUCUUGUGUGCGGACACACUGUUUGCCGUACAUGUCUGGCACAACUCCAUCGCAAGCAGUGUCCCUUCGAUCAGAGCAACAUCAGUGCCGACAUAAAUUCCCUCCCUGCCAAUUAUGCUCUGUUGCAGUUGGUUGGUGUAGAGAUCCCAAAGACUGUGGAAUUACCGAGCGGUUUAUCAUCGCAACAUCUAAAACAGUAUGAAGAAAGCAAGAGUUGCGUGGAGGAAAUGGCACUUCUGUUGCAGCCACUCAGCAAAGUCAAUGUUGGUUCCAAGGAAUGUGUACUUAGUCGUCCAAUGCAGAGAAAGCUUGUCACCCUUGUCAACUGUCAGCUGGUUGAAGACGAAGGCAGAGCCCGUGCUGUACGUGCUGCUCGUUCUCUGGGAGAGCGCACGGUAACUGAACUUAUCUUGCAGCACCAGAACCCCCAACAGUUAUCGGCCAAUUUAUGGGCGGCUGUACGAGCAAGAGGAUGUCAGUUUCUUGGACCAGCCAUGCAAGAAGAAUGUUUGAAACUGGUGUUGUUAGCUUUAGAAGACGGCAAUGCCCUGUCAAGGAAAGUAUUGGUCUUGUUUGUGGUUCAGCGACUUGAACCGCAAUUUCCCCAAGCAUCAAAAACCAGUGUAGGUCACGUUGUGCAGUUACUGUACCGAGCUUCCUGCUUCAAAGUCACCAAGCGAGAGGAGGAUUCCUCUUUGAUGCAGUUAAAAGAAGAGUUCCGUUCUUAUGAAGCGCUCCGACGAGAACACGACUCGCAGAUUGUGCAGAUCGCCAUGGAGGCCGGUUUACGUAUAUCCCCAGAGCAGUGGUCGUCAUUGUUAUACGGCGAUGCAUCGCACAAAUCACAUAUGCAAUCAAUUAUAGACAAGCUGCAGACUCCAGCCUCCUUUGCUGCAAGUGUACAGGAACUGUCUAUUGCUCUUCAGAGGUCAGGUGACCCUGCAAAUCUAGCACGAUUGACUGAAGAUUUUGAGUUACUAGCAAACAUCGAUCCAGCACCAGAUUCAGCUAUACCGAGUUGGGAGGAAAGUCAGCGUUCCAUGCGUGCUGCUAAAACUGCUGUUUUAGGGUUAGUGGAUUUUGUACAGAACCAUAGCCAUCACAGAAAAGUACUGGAACAGGCACAGAAUAGUAAGUACAAGACCAGUUUAUGCCGUGAUGUUCAGCAAAGUGGAGGAUGCCCACGUGCUGCUAACUGUACAUUUGCACAUUCUCCAGAGGAACUAGAAAGAUUCCGUGCAAAGAGCAGAAGAACUCACAUUAAAGGGAAAGUGGAGAAAAAAAUAGAAGGGGGAGGUAGCAAACCGCUAACAGAAAGCAGUAAUGAAAAUCUACUUGCUAGGGGUCCAGAUACCAUGACCUUGGAUAACGAUUUCCCAUCAUUUUGUGAUGACGAAAUGUCAACUAAUUCCUCUCCUUUCAUCAGUCCAUGCACCAGUGGAAUGUCCAGCCCUAUACCUUUGUCGCUGGGAAGAAACUCACCAAUACCAGAGAAGGAAAAGUACCCCAGAUGCGAUUAUUCCUCAGUCUAUGAAAACUCACAAGCACCGCAUUUAGAAGUUUCCUACAAGGAACCGAUUGACCAUCGUCGGUAUUCACCUCAUCCAACAUAUUCUUCUUGCGAGUUGGGCUACAAAGUUCCAGAAUCAAGACACUUACAUCCGUCGGAUCCGUAUUACAAAUCAAUCGCUUCACCACAUCCAAGAUAUGUUCCAGAUGACAUCUUUGGAAGAGCACCACCUUCACGUUUUGUGGAUGAUGCUUACCAUGGGAGAUAUGUCCCCAUGGGAUACAAUGUAGCUGAGGGAAAUCCCAGAGGUUGCAUUCCUUCUGGUGCCCCGCCAUAUGCUCCUGAAAUCAAAGGGUACACAAGACACCUGGACCAGUAUCCAAUGUAUAGGCAAAGGAACCAGACUGAUCCGCCACCACCAGAUACUCCUGGCUCUGGCUAUUCUGGCACAUCGUCUAAUCCAGUACAUAGACUCUCUAUGUACCAGUUACAGGACAAAAGAGAACAUUUAAUGGCCAAGUUAGAUCCAAAUUAUGAAUCUCAUCAGCAAACCAGACCAUUUAACACAACCCCUGAAAGUUCUACUGCUAUUGUCUCCUCUAUACUGAGUACAGUCGCUGGCAUGAUUAAUUCUAAGGCAAAAAGCACUGGUCAUGGAAAUCGUUCUCUGACUCAACUAACUACAUCCCAGCAUCUGGUUUCAAGUUCUGGCGUCAAUUUACAAGACAUGGCAAGACGAGAUACAACCAGUUCCAACAAGGACUCCAGAUAUGCUGGUCAGUACUAUAAUCCAUGGUCGAGUAAUCCGGUUUUGAACAUUGCCCCACCUACCACGGGAAUUCCAACCAUCAGUAAAACCAUCGUCCGCCAUGUUUCAUUGGAAGAAGGGGAGAGUGUGCCUGGAUUUGGAAGAAAUGAACAAGGAAAUAAUGAAAUGCCUCCAAAGCCUGGACAUGAUCACCAUUCGUGUGUUGAAGAUGUUAACCGUGGCCGAAGAAUACGUCGGGAAAUGGAGCAAAUGGCCAUUGAGAAACAAAGAAUUAAAGAUAAUGAUAGUUUGUGCCAUGACCCCAAGGAUUUACUGAAUCCAAUCAAGCGAAUGUCAAAGUCGAUCUUUCACGAGACCGAUCCUGUUCAAGCUAUGCCGACAUGUUAUACACCAACCACAGCUGUUAUGGCAUACCAGGAUUCUCAGAUGUCAUCGACUGUGCAGCAGUUCUCUCCCGGGAAACAUCUCUCUUAUGAAGAUAAAGUAAAUGCUUCGAGCACAGAGACGCCGAUCACUUCUGCAACAGUGUGGUAUUCAGAUCUGGUUGACAGAGUUGUGACUCCUACACCUCCUGUAGAGAAACAACAGAUCAGGUUGGAAUUACAGCAAGUCGAUAAACAAAUUAGACAGAAGCAACACGAUAUUGUUAUUCAGAAAGCGCAAGACACACUGAUUCUGCACAGAGAAGAGCAAGCCAUGUCUGCCCACAAGGAUCCAUAUAAUUGUCCGCCAUCCAUCAAUGAUGAACUCUUGGCCAGAAAACUACAAGAAGUUGAGUUGGGUAUACAGAAGAAAACACUUGUUGAACCCUCGAAAUCCGAUGAAACUGUGGAUGAUGUUGCCAUAGCAACAUGGCUUCAGCAAGAUGAAAUGGAGGGUAGACCAUCUGUCAAUGAUGCCAAUGAACUUAAACCUGAGCAGUGCCUGCCCGCUAACGUGCGCUUACAGCAACAACAAAACGAUCACCAGUUUGCGGAACAGUUGGUUUAUCAGGAAGCCCAGGCAUAUGGUAUACGAGUAGCCCCUCAAUACGCUGACUACCACCCCCGUACUGAAGUGGUCCAGCCCAACUAUUUUGUGGGUAAUGGCAGACAAGUACCACCACCACCACCACCACCACCACCACAACAACAUGGCAACCCAGUACCUGGUGCUCCAUACUAUUAUCCGCAGAGGGUUGGUAGGUAUGUUUCACCAUGUCCGGCACCACCACCACCAUCAGCCAUCAAAGAUCCUAACUAUGCUUGGAUGACAACUUUGCCGUCAAAUGUUGUUGAAGACCCCUGGAAUGACUUGUAUCAGAGUUAUAAACAACAGUAAUAUAAUAAGAAAACUAAUAAGAAUGAUGACUCCAAUAACCUGAUUGGCUAGAGAGUUGAAACUGUUGGAUUUUAGAGCCAAUCAGGGAGCUGUUUUCUGAUGUGACAGAGCAAACAAGGUUAUUACUACUACUAAUUCAUCCAUCACAAGUGUAUUGUUAACCCGCACAGAGAUGGUAUAUAGUUAUACUACCGUACUUUGUUUUAUAAUUUGUUUAUGUCAUGUUAUGUUUAUGAUUAGGCCUAACAAAAAAAACAAAAACGUUUCUUGCCAAUGUGUCUAUCAAGUCUAUUUUUUUCACCUAUUUUGCCACUGUGCAAAAAAUUGAUUAAACUUGCAAACUUUGUGCACUGUCAAAUAUUUUACCGAAAAUUAAAAAUUGCCUC